Messenger RNA from Candida tropicalis MYA-3404, 459 nucleotides. RefSeq names its product Arf family GTPase (gene SAR1). The transcript has a single exon. The record is from RefSeq and is a predicted model, not a curated record. Gene Ontology annotation, cellular component: endoplasmic reticulum exit site; COPII vesicle coat. Gene Ontology annotation, molecular function: GTP binding; GTPase activity. Bases 1 to 459 code for a protein of 152 amino acids. Lineage: Eukaryota; Fungi; Ascomycota; Pichiomycetes; Serinales; Debaryomycetaceae. Gene Ontology annotation, biological process: membrane organization; intracellular protein transport; vesicle organization.
AUGUUAAAGAAUGAUAGAUUAGCUACCUUACAACCAACCUUACAUCCAACAUCUGAAGAGUUAGCUAUUGGAUCAGUUAGAUUUACUACUUUUGAUUUAGGUGGCCAUCAACAAGCUCGUAGAUUAUGGAAGGAUUAUUUCCCAGAAGUCAACGGUAUUGUCUUUUUAGUCGAUGCUGCUGAUGCAGAAAGAUUUGCUGAAUCUAAAGCUGAAUUGGAAAGUUUGUUCAAGAUCGAAGAAUUGAGUCAAGUUCCAUUUGUCAUUUUGGGUAACAAGAUUGAUGUUCCUACUGCCGUUGGUGAAAUGGAAUUGAAAAAUGCCCUUGGUUUAUACAAUACUACUGGUAAAGACACCGGUAAGUUACCAGAAGGUACUAGACCAAUUGAAGUCUUUAUGGUUUCUGUUGUCAUGAGAUCAGGUUACGGUGAGGCAUUCAAAUGGUUAUCCCAAUAUAUUUAG